AUCUGUCAUUUUAUAAAAUUUUCCCCACUAUUUUUUUUUAAUAUCAAAAAUGAUAUCAAACUGUGAGUUAGCCUCACGACUGCUGUCGGUUAUCCUCUAAAAGUCUAAAACAUGCAAUAAAUUGAAAAAAAAAAGCAGAAGUACUGGUUGGCCAUAAGUGAAGUGUUUAUUUUAUUUUUAUUUUCAUUAUAAUUUUUUAAAUAAUAGGAUAAAGUUUGUAGCAAGUGUAACAUAUUUAAAAUUAAAGCACAAUUUGACGUGUGUCACAAAUUAAUCAUCAGUGUUGUUUAUUAAAUUUUAAUUUACAUAUUAAUACGUAUGAACAAUACAGUUAUUAAUAUUAUUUAAUGAAUAAUAAUAAUAUUGUAAAUUAAAUUGUGUGUGUGGUAUUAAUGCCAAAGCAUUUGUGUUCCGACGUCGGGCGUCGGUAUGACGCAAGUGCGAGAAGGUGCGCGAAAGGCGCAGUGAUCUGUGCGGAAACAAGUACGACAUAAAAUUAUAUAUUUUUAUUUUUUAUUUUUUUUUUUAAGUUUUUUAUUUUUGUCAUUAUUGUUAUUUAAAUAAACGUCAUUGUGUGUUGUGUUUGUGUAUGUGGGUUUAAAUACAAUGGAGUCCAUCAGAAAAUGGUUUUACAGGCCAAAGAGAGAUGAUACAAGUUUAUUGGCUCAAUUUUUUUAUGCAAAUGAAGCAUUAACAGCAGUUGCAUGUGAACUGGAUUCAUUUGAUGGACGUCAAGAGCCAGAACGUUGUACAACACUUGUUAAUCAACUUCGUCAUUGUCAAGAUAAAGUAUUGACAAUAUGUAAUCAAAUAAUGGAUGAAUUAAUACCAGAUAGUCGAGCAAAUCGUGAUUUUAGAGUUAAAUUUCCUGAUGAUGUUAUGCAAGAAAAUUUAGCUGGACAAUUAUGGUUUGGUGCUGAAUGUCUUGCUGCUGGUUCAUCAAUAAUGAAUCGUGAAGUUGAAAGUUCAGCAAUGAGACCACUUGCUAAAGCACUUACAAAAUCACUUGAAAUUGUUAGAAAUUUAUUGAGAGAACAUGCACUCAAAGGUCACAUGAAUCUCAAGGCACAAAAUCCAUUAGAACCAUCAUUGGAAAAAUUAAUUGAAUCAUUAAAAAUAUUUGAUCGUUUAUUUGCUGAUUUUGAAUUAUGUUAUGUUGCUGCAAUGGUACCAGUUAAAUCAACUAAAGAAUAUGAACAACAAGAACUUGUUUGUGUAUUAUUUUCUGAAACAUUACAACGUGCACUUGAACGUGGUUUAUUAAAUCAAGCUGAUGUUGAUAAUUAUGAACCAGCACUUAUGUUUACCAUUCCAAGACUUGCUAUUGUAUCGGGUCUUCUUGCAUCACCUGGUGGUCCACUUUGUUUAAAUUCACCUGAUACAAUUAGUGAAAUGUUUAGACCAUUUAGAAAUCUUUUAUUAAAAAUACGUGAAUUAUUAUGGACAUUAAAUAAUCGUGAAUUAUAUAUGCUUGAAAAAUUAUUAUGUUCAAAUGAAGAACCAACAGCACCAAUAUCACAAACAAAUAAAAAUUCAUGUCAACAAGAUCUUGAAGAAUUUGUUCAUAAUUUUUAUACUGAUUAUCCAUCUUGUAAAGAUUUUAUUGUUGAUUUUUACACUGUUACUAAAAAUACUGGUACAAAUAUGGAUGAAACAGCAAAUGAUGCUGUUGAAACAAUUGAUCAAGAUAAUCAUGAAAAAAUUGAAUAUUUAAUUGAAAGAAAAUUACAACCAGAAAGAGAUAAAAAUAAACGUAUUAAAAAACAAAAAAUUACAAAAAAUGAUAAUAUUAAUAAUAUUUGUGUUAAUGAAAUAUCAUCAAAUUCAAAUGAUAAUAAUAAUCAUCAAGUAUUGGGUAUAUUUGAAGAAAAUAAUAGACAUGAUAAUAGUGAACAGAGUGAGCUUAAUUGUCAAAGAAUUGUUGAUACAAUAAUUAAUCAUAAUGAUAAUAGUAAUAAUAAUAAUAAUAAUACAAUAGUAAUUAAUGAAUGUCCUAGUAGUAGUAGUAGUAGUGGUAGUAGUAAUGGUGGUGAUAGUGGUAGUAAUAAUGGUGGUGUAGGUGUUAGUGUUAGUGAUACUCAUCAAAAUAAUAAUAGUACACGUAGAAAUGAUAAUUUUUUAAGUUCUGAUAUAUCACAAAUACUUGGUACAACAGAAAAUAUUGAAAUACCACAAACUCAAUAUUUAUUAAAUCAAGUAUCACAUGAAAAUAAUGUUACUGGUGAAACAAUAAAUAUUGAAAAUUCACUGCCUGAUAUGGAUUCACGUAAAUUAAUAUCUGAAGCAAAUAAAACAUUGUCAAAUUUAUUACUUGAAGGUGAAUGUCAAAAUGAAAUAUCUGAACAAACUGAUUCUGGUAUUUGUACUGUAAUAUCAUCAGAAAAUACAAGUUUAUAUGAUAAAAGUCCAGAAGAAAAAAAAACAUUUACAAAUAUUAUUAAUAAUAAUGUUGAUAAUGAUAAUGAUAAUAAUGAUUUUGAUGAAACACCAUCGUCAUCUUCAUCAACAUCAUCAUCUUCAUCUUCAUCUUCGUCUUCAUCAUCAUCUGGUAAUAUUUAUAAUAAAAAAAAUGAUUGUGAAAUAAAUAAUGAUAAUUGUGAUGUUGAAAGUAUUAAAAAUAAUGAGCUAGAUAAUAACCAAAUUGAUAAUAAUAAUACAAAUCAAAAUAAUAAUUUUGAUAGUAUUGAAACAUCAAAAAAUAUUGAUUGUAUAUCAUCAAAUUUUAAUGGGACCAAUGAAGAAUUUGUUGGUAUUGCAUAUGGUAAUGGACAAAUAUCAGUAUGUGAUUCAAAUCCAUCAACAUUUCAAAUAAAUUAUUCUGAAAAUUGGGAAAAUUUAAAUAUAAAUAUUGAUAAUAAAAAUGAUACUGCUAAAGAAUUUUGGAAUGAUAUAAAAUGUAAAAAUCAUCCAUCAACAUCACAUGAUAUUAAUAAAAUAAAUAAUUAUACACAAGAAAGAAUAUCAUCACGUAGAUUAAAAGAUACAAAAGGUAGUGGUAGUGGUAGUGGUAGUAAAAAAAGACAUCAUCAACGUAAAUUUGAUAGAAAAAUUGGUAAAAGAAAUUAUGAUGAUACACAUAGAAGUUUAUCAUGUAAUGUUAGAACAUUAAGAUUAGCACAAAGUACUGAAAGUUCAAGAUCAAAUUCAACAGAUCGUUGUUUAAGAUUAUCAACAUUUGGUGCUAGUUUACAUCCAAGUCAAAAUACAAGACAAAUGCCUAAUUUUGGUAGUCAUAGUCCACAAAGAAGUCCACGUUUAUGUCAUUUUGAACCACGUAAUGAUAAUUAUACAAUGAGAAAUUAUAAUUUUGGUCAUAGAAAUCAUACAAAUUCAUCAUCACCACAAAAUCGUAAAUUACUAGAUCAUAGACGUUCAAGAUCUGAACAAAUUGCUAAAAUGCGUAAACGUGAUAUUAUUGAUAAAAAAGAAAAUAAAACUAAAAAUAUUAAUAUUGAUAAAAGAAAAAAAAUUAAUAAUAAUGAUAUUGAUAAACAUGAUAAGCUACCAAAUGAUGGACUUGGACCAAGAACAGAUAAAAGUGGAUUAUCAUUAGAAUCACCAACAUCUGAUAAUAUUGAUACAACAAUUGAACAUCAUCAUCAUCCUCAUCAUCAUCAUAAUCAUGACGAUACAAUAAGACAAAGAAAAAUUGGUAAUCUUGUUAAUCCAAAUGUUAUUGCUAGAGCAACAGCACCAGUACUUGAAUUAGCACUUAAUCGACAUGACAUACCAUCAAGUUCAAGUUGUUCAAGUUGUUGUGACUCAAGUUCUGAGACAAGUGAAUUUCAAAGUGAUUGUCAGGAUGAUGAAGAAAUUGCACUUGCAAUGCAAGCUGCUGAAAUUGCAAAUAGAAAUCAAGUUAGAGCUAAAUUUCGAUCAUCUGAAGAUCUUGUUCAUAGAUUAUUUGUUUGUAUUGCUGGAGUUGCUGAUCAAUUACAAACAAAUUUUGCAUCUGAUUUACGAAAUAUUUUAAAAUGUGUUUUUCUUAUGAAUAGCACAGAAAUUGAAGCUAAUGAAGAACAAUUAUUAUCCAAUGAAUCAAGUCCAACAGAUGUUAUUGAAAACACAGAAAUACCAGAAAGAAAUAACACCAAUAAUAACAAUAAUAAUAAUAUUGAAAGACAAAAUUCAUUGGGAGAAGAUGAAGAGGAUGAACUUGAAGAUACAAUGUCAAAUAAUGAAAGAACUUCACCAGUGACUGAAUGCGGUGAAGAAUGUGUCGAGAGAGCACCCGCAUGGAUACCUGACAAUGACGCACCAAGAUGUAUGGCAUGUCAUGCUGGUUUUACUGUUGUUAGACGCAGACAUCACUGCAGAAAUUGUGGAAAAGUAUUUUGUGGUAGAUGCAGUAGUAAUAAUGUUCCAUUACCACGUUAUGGACAUACUAAACCUGUAAGAGUUUGCAACAGGUGUUUUCUAUAUCAAGUUACACCAUUUACAGUAUCACAAGUGACAACAAGUUGAACAUCUCUAUUUUCACUUACAAACUAAAUAUUUACCAAAAAACAAACAAAUAAUAAAAAAGCAACAAAGUGUCGUUGACGAUUGUUUGAUUAGACUUUUAUUUUUUUUUAUUUAUUUAUAUUUCAAUAUUAUAUAAACAAAAAAACAAAUUAUAAACUUUAAUUCUUGAAAAAAACAAAAAAUGGCAAAGAAAAAAAAAUUAUUAAAAGUACAUACAAGUUUUAUGAAAAUAAAAUUAAAAUAAGCAUCACAAACUGCCUAUACCGGAUUGAAUCAACCGGGUGAAUGAUGAUGAAAAAAAUAUUCAACAAGAUUUUAAAGAAUUUCGAAUUUUUCAUGAUAAAUAAAUGCAUAAUGAGUGUAUUUUUUUUGUGCCAAAUUCAGGAGACAAUAAGCC
Molecule: messenger RNA, 4861 nt
Organism: Aphidius gifuensis
Lineage: Eukaryota; Metazoa; Arthropoda; Insecta; Hymenoptera; Braconidae
Product: lateral signaling target protein 2 homolog
Exons: 6
Coding region: 607-4464 (1285 amino acids)
Cellular component (GO): early endosome membrane
Molecular function (GO): metal ion binding
Source: RefSeq, a predicted model, not a curated record